AUGGCCCGCACCAAGCAAACCGCUCGCAAGUCUACCGGUGGCAAGGCGCCCCGCAAGCAGCUCGCUACCAAGCAAGCACGCAAGUCUGCCAAGUCUGCACCGACCACUACUGGCGGUGUUAAGAAGCCUCAUCGUUUCCGCCCUGGAACUGUCGCUCUCCGUGAAAUUAGGAGGUACCAAAAGUCUACCGAACUCCUCAUUCGCAAACUCCCCUUCCAGCGUCUCGUUCGUGAGAUUGCGCAGGACUUCAAGACCGACCUCCGCUUCCAGAGUUCGGCUGUCAUGGCUCUUCAGGAGGCCUCCGAAGCUUACCUUGUGUCCUUGUUUGAGGACACCAACUUGGCUGCGAUCCACGCUAAGCGUGUAACAAUCCAACCAAAAGAUCUUGCUCUUGCUCGUCGCCUCCGUGGAGUGGCAGAUGGAGCGUAUAUCUUGAGCGUGCUAGCCCCCGACCACGCAUUUGACUUUGUCCGUAUAGAUGUUAAUAACAAUACGGUGUCCGCCCAUCCACACGUGCUUGGUACUCCAUUCGAGCUUUCAGUCACUGGCCCUACACUAUCAUAUCCGCUUACUCUCUCGCCCCGCUCGAAGAAUGUGUACUUUGUUCCGAGAGAAGGGUUCAGUCUGGCGGGGAUGUUCCAAAACCCGGUGAGCCCUGCUUUGAUUCUGCUUCCUGGCCCACUACUGACGGAAGAUGGGAGGUUAGAUGAUGUUGAUGAUGGUAUUAAGCACUUUAUUGGCCAACAGGAUAGCAUGAGCGAAGAGACCAAACAAGAGUUACAGCAAAAGCAGCAGGACAUGUUUGGAAUUACGAACGCGCCGGCUUCGGGGUUACCGAAAGAUUUGGACGUGGGUUCCGCGCGAGCGGCAUUAACGGGAGGUGCCAAGGGUGGAAAGAAUGCUCGACGAAAGAAAUGA
Rhizoctonia solani is the source of this 918-nucleotide messenger RNA. RefSeq names its product Core histone H2A/H2B/H3/H4. The record is from RefSeq and is a predicted model, not a curated record. The transcript is spliced from 6 exons. Gene Ontology annotation, molecular function: structural constituent of chromatin; protein heterodimerization activity; DNA binding. The coding region runs from base 1 to 918 and encodes 305 amino acids. Gene Ontology annotation, cellular component: nucleosome. Lineage: Eukaryota; Fungi; Basidiomycota; Agaricomycetes; Cantharellales; Ceratobasidiaceae.